This is a messenger RNA of Perognathus longimembris pacificus (Pacific pocket mouse), 1259 nucleotides long. RefSeq names its product serine peptidase inhibitor, Kunitz type 2 (gene Spint2). The coding region runs from base 144 to 899 and encodes 251 amino acids. Gene Ontology annotation, molecular function: serine-type endopeptidase inhibitor activity. The record is from RefSeq and is a predicted model, not a curated record. The transcript is spliced from 7 exons. NCBI's taxonomy places the organism in Eukaryota, Metazoa, Chordata, Mammalia, Rodentia, Heteromyidae.
GUCUGUGCGCGCACCCCGCCGACCCUCUCCUCGAGCUCCGGGCCCCCAGCGCGCGUGCGCGACCGGGGUCUUCCCGCACCUGCUCGCGCGAGACCCCAACGGCCGGGCCGGCGUCCGACGCCUCCCGCGAGCGCAGCCGGGUCAUGGCGCCGCUGUGUGGGCCGCGGCGGGGCCGCGCGCUGCUCGCCCUGCUGGCCUCGCUGCUCCUCUCCGGGGCCGAGGCGGCCGACGGAAACCGAGCCAUCCACGACUCUUGCCUGGUCUCCAAGGCGGUGGGGCGGUGCCGGGCCUCCAUCCCCAGGUGGUGGUACAAUGUCACUGAUGGGUCCUGCCACCCAUUUGUGUAUGGAGGCUGCGAGGGCAAUGACAAUAAUUUCCUGAGCAAGGAGGAAUGUCUUGAGAAAUGUGCUGGCGUCACAGAAAAUGCUGUCCGCCAUGAUGCCAGCAAGAAUGGAGCAGACUCCCCUGUCCCGAGUGUCCCCAGAAGAGAGGAUUCCAAUGACCUUUCUGGCAAUAACUUCAACUAUGAAGAAUAUUGUGCAGCUAAGGCCUUCACAGGACCUUGCCGGGCUGCCUUCCCACGCUGGUACUUUGAUUCUGAGAAGAAUUCCUGUGAUAAGUUCAUCUAUGGUGGUUGCCGGGGCAACAAGAACAGCUACCUCUCCCAGGAGGCCUGUAUGCAGCGCUGCUUUGGCAAACAGAUGUAUCCUGUCCUGACUCCUGGCAGCAAAGCUGUGGUUCUGGUGGGACUGUUUGUGAUGGUCCUGAUCGUUCUCCUGGGAGCCUCUGUCGUCUGCCUGAUCCGGCUGGCAAGGAGGAGGCAGGAGCAAGCCCUCGAAGCCAUCUGGAACUCCGCAGAUGACAAGGAGCAGCUGGUGAAGAACACAGUCGUCCUGUGAAGGCUUUGCCACCAGGGGAGCGGGGUGGGUUGGGGGAGUGUGCUUCUAAAUAGAGUGAUUGCUAGUAACUGUGAGAUCAUUAGGGCUUUGCUGUAUGUGACCCAGGCGGGCAGGCCAGCAGAGAAGGCUCAUGCCAGUCCUGGUGGCUUUGCUGGAGGCCGAUUCACCGCCCUGGUGGCUGCUCUCCUCUGGGUAGAGAGCCCCAGCAUCUCCUUUCUCAUCCCAGCAGUGGUCACCGUAGUUUGCUUUGUUCAUUUGUUUGAGUUGUGUUUUGCUUUGUUUUUUUAAAGUAGAAACAAGGAUUUUUUUUUAUUAGGAUUCUGAAAGGAAGAGAGCUACAAGUUUAAUAAAAAAAGGUCC